AUGGCACAAGAUUCCCAAGGCAAGCCCCCCACCACAAACCGCCGGAGAAUAAUCCUGAGACGGCGGCGUAAACUGCCGGUGAUUCGCCUGGGAGGGAGCGCCAGCGACAAGGCGAAGAGAGGGAUAUUUAUAGUGAGACUAAUGAGGAGGAUGAAGCUGCGGUGGCUGAAGCUGCAUUACAUACGAAUGAUAAAGAAGCUGAAGCAGUAUUAUCGAGCCAUGGUUAAGGAUCUGAUGGAGGCAAGUUCAAGUAUUGAAAUGUUUCAGCAGAGAGCUUUAGCUUUCUCCACCUUCCCGUCUACGGCGGUGGCCGGAGCAACAACAGGUCGUGGUAGUGACGCCGCGUUGUUCAUGUAA
Molecule: messenger RNA, 357 nt
Organism: Mangifera indica (mango)
Lineage: Eukaryota; Viridiplantae; Streptophyta; Magnoliopsida; Sapindales; Anacardiaceae
Exons: 1
Coding region: 1-357 (118 amino acids)
Source: RefSeq, a predicted model, not a curated record